Molecule: messenger RNA, 993 nt
Organism: Venustampulla echinocandica
Lineage: Eukaryota; Fungi; Ascomycota; Leotiomycetes; Helotiales; Pleuroascaceae
Exons: 1
Coding region: 1-993 (330 amino acids)
Source: RefSeq, a predicted model, not a curated record
AUGGCGCCAGAAGAAGAACGCGAGAAAAACCCCGCUGUGUCGAAAGAGAAAUAUGACUAUAUCAUGAACAAGGUCGCGGUUGCCUUUGCCAAGCAUGAGGAAAUCGUCAAGGGCUGGAUGGCGAAGUCGGGGCGCCCACUGGGGCCUGAAAAGACUAUGGAGCAGCUAAUUGCUGAAGAUGAACUUCUGUUUCGACCUCCGCCGCAACGUUCAGGCGUAGGAUCCCCAGUUCCUGCUAAGUACCUGGUGAAAGAUGCAGAACGCAACGAUAAAGAUCUUCGAGCCAAGUUCUUCCCCACGAAGGGCCUCAAGGCCAGCAAAGCAAGAGAUACUGAGGAAAAGGCUGCGAGCGCGAAGAGGGCCCUAAACGAUCAAAGUAGUGACGAGGAGGAAGGACGAUCUAGUUUAGGAAGGGCAAAGAAGCGGAAAGUGAAAUCUGCUGUUCCGGAACCUGCUGGUGGUGAGGAUGUGUCAAUGCAUACCGUUGCCGAAACAGAGACAGUAGAGCCGAAACCCAGAGUCCAGGAACUUAUGAAGAACUCUACACUGGAGGCAGAGAAACACGAGGCAAGAUCUAGUCUGGGAAAGAAGAAGAAACGCAAAUCGAAACAUACUUCUCAGGACUCAGUCAGCCCGGCUCCAAUCCUUGAAGGGGCAGUAAACCAAGCAUCCGAACAAUCACAUCCGCAAGAGUUGACGCUCGCCUUCAAAUCCCCUUCAUCAAAGACUAGGCCACAAGACGACGCCGAAGGACCCUCAAGCGCCCAUGAAUCCAGCGUCAUGCAUAGCCUCAAGAAACCGGGUGAUGGAUCAAAUGGAGAAGCUAAAGAUCACGAACCAGAGGAUACAGAGAUGCACGAAGCUACAGAACUGAGCGAGGAAAUGAAGAAGAAAGCGCUGAAGAAGGAGAAGAAGAGACAAAAGAAGAAGGAGAAGAAGGAGAUGAGAAAGCGUGAAAAAUCAGAAGCUGCAGGAUUGGCAACGAGUGAUUAG